Molecule: messenger RNA, 3282 nt
Organism: Vollenhovia emeryi
Lineage: Eukaryota; Metazoa; Arthropoda; Insecta; Hymenoptera; Formicidae
Product: facilitated trehalose transporter Tret1-like
Exons: 8
Coding region: 1731-3269 (512 amino acids)
Biological process (GO): transmembrane transport
Cellular component (GO): membrane
Molecular function (GO): transmembrane transporter activity
Source: RefSeq, a predicted model, not a curated record
AAGUCGCCCUGGUCGAGCAUUGGCGUCGAUAAAGCGACGCUAAAGCCGCGGUUUACACGAAUUAUCAUUUUUCUGCGUUAACGAAUCCGCGCGUAGAUUUCUUCGCGACCUAAAAAUAAAUUAUUUUAUUAUCUAUUCGCUCUGUCUUUCCAACGGGAAUGCAGUGUUCCGCGUUCACUGAACUCGCCGCGUUUGUUUCAAAGUGGACGGUCAUGAAAUUCGACGGGCGAUUCAGUGUAAAAUUUUGCAACCACGUAAAAAUAUAUUUCGAUUUCGAGACUUAAAAACUCCAAUUUAUUUCACCUUGAGCACGAGAGUUUCUCCCUGCGUGAUACUUUGUCGUCCUUUCUUCCUACUGAAAAUAUGACCCUUGGAACGUCCAAGGAGGCUUUUUUAUUCGAUAUAAAAACCCCAGUUUUAUGAGCUAACCCCAUUGUGCGCCGCUUUUCGAUUUUCUAAAUAUUCUUAACGCACCGCGCGUCGCGACGUCCCGUUCGCGCGGCAAAUCCUCGCGAUUUGUCGGCAGAAAAAAAAAGCGGCGAAAUAAAUUCGCCCGAAAGCCGGCUAGUUUCGUAUCGCAAGACCGGUUCUUUUUUUUCCGACCUUUCGUCGACGACGCGAGAAAAGGACACGUAUGCUGCGCGUAUCGCCACGUGCAUUACACGCGUGGACAUUCACAGGGACAGUGCAGUCCCUCCCCCUCCUCUUUACAGACAAGGGAGAGGAGAGGAAAAAAAAAGGAGAGAUUCGGGGAACACGAGGGAGGAAGGAAGAGCGACGACGCGACGGUCGGGCGCGCGGGAGUCGGAGGGACCGAGACAGGUUCGACGAAGAGAGCGAGAGAGCGCGUGGUUGCUCCGAAGCCCUAUACCCGUCGGUCGAAAGAGAGCUCGGUGCUCAGUGCUACGAUGGUCACCAAGCGGACAGGUCGCAGCCUCUCUCAGCCUCCUCCGCUGCGGUCCACACGCCGGUCCUCGUCCGCCUCUCGUCCGCACACGGUCGUUCGUCCGACUGUCAGGCGCGCGUCUCGCUUAAUCGCGCCUAAUUAAGACGAGCCCGCGUCUAUCCGGAGCUCCGCGAGUGCAGUGCGCGCGACGCACUGUCAUUGACCGUCUGCGGCCCGCGCGCCCGCCGUAAAUCAUCGGGGCUCUCACCCGGCCGCGGCGAAGAUAGGAGAGAGAUACUGUCGCGUAAUUGUGUCACGGUUGGAUGUACGGAUUUAUUUUCGUCCGCGGUAGAGACUCGCCGUCUCUUUUCGCCAUCGUCGCCGUCGCCGUCGAUGACUCGCCGGAGUCAUCGUCGGAAUCGUCGUCAUCGCCUCGUCGACUCUCCUAUCGCGGAGAUACGAUUAUCGGCUAUUCGCAGGCCUGACGCGCGCGAAAGCGGUCUCGAGAUAGAGCGCUUUAUCGAGGCGACCCUAAGAGCCCAUCAGUGAGUGCGCUCCGAUGAGAUCAAAGGACCGAUAAGCGAGGCUAGAAAGCGGAUGAAUGGGAAGGAAUAUCGCGCGCGCCGACGGAAGAGACGCGUGCCGCUGUAAAAAGAUCGGAGCGCGUGUGCUCCUCUUCGUAGACGCCGGCGAGGAAGGUUCGCACGUGCUUCAGCCUCCCACCUUUCCGUGCGAAGCACGUGCUCGCCGCCAGGAGACUUCUUUCCGCACGACGUAAGAUUCAAGACGCGGGACUGUCGUUACUGUUGCGGUUUACAGUGUUACCCGCGCGUUCAUUGGAAAUAUGGACGCCAAGGCACUGACGAGAGAUAAGAUCCUCCAGGUAACAACGAUACCGGACGAGGGCGAGGACAAUUUUAAAAUGCCCAGGGCUUCCGUGGUACACAUGACGUCGACGGCGACGAGGCCGCAUCACAUGUCACAAGUACUGGCGACCCUGGCACUGUCUAUGGGGACUCUCUCCUCCGGCUUGGCCAAGGGUUACACCUCGCCCGCGUUAGACUCCAUAUUGGAUAAUCAACCGCCCCAUCUUUAUCAAUCGGCCAACAAUGACACGUGGUUGGCCUUUUCGGUUACGCAACAAGAAGCCUCGUGGGUCGCGUCGCUGUCCAUGCUGGGCGCGUGGUUCGGUGCCAUGAUCGGCGACUGGAUAAUGCGGAGAGGUCGCCGUUUGGCCUUACGCAUGACGUCCUUGCCCCUGGCGGCAGCCUGGGUCUUAACGGGCGUCGCGCCGUGUCUGGAGUUGGUGUACAUCACCAGUUUCAUCGGCGGGCUGUGCUGUUCGGUCAUCACCAUGGUGGGGCAGGUGUACAUAUCGGAAAUCUCGAUGCCGGGCAUCCGCGGGUGCUUGUCGGCGAUGUUGAAGGUGCUCGGUCACGUUGGUGUCUUGCUGUCGUACAUAGCCGGCACGUAUCUGAAUUGGCGGCAAAGCGCGCUACUAGUGGCCGUCGCGCCGUCGAUGCUCUUUUUGGGGACUCUCUUUAUACCCGAGACACCGUCGUACCUCGUGCUAAACGGCAAGGACGACGAGGCCGCAAACAGUUUGCAGUGGCUGCGCGGAGAACACGUCGAUAUAAGACCCGAGCUGCAGGUCAUCAAAACGAAUAUUCUGGCUUCGAGGGCUAAGCAGUACGAGCUGACUUUCAAGAACAGCAUGUUUACACCGAGGCUAUACAAACCCAUCGCUAUCACGUGCGGUCUGAUGUUCUUCCAGCGAUUCUCCGGCGCGAAUGCGUUUAAUUACUACGCGGUACUCAUCUUUCGUCAGACCCUGGGCGGAAUGAAUCCUCACGGGGCGACCAUAGCGAUCGGAUUUGUACAGCUGUUGGCCGCUUUGCUGUCAGGAUUCCUGAUCGACAUAGUCGGCAGACUGCCGCUUUUGAUAGCCAGUACAGUUUUCAUGUCGCUGGCGCUCGCCGGUUUCGGCAGCUACGCGUAUUACGUGUCGCAAACGCAAAAUCUGGGCUACGUGGACUCGGCGGUGGUGGGCCAGCACGACUGGAUACCGCUGCUCUGCGUCCUCGUGUUCACGACCGCUCUCGCCCUGGGCAUAUCGCCAAUUUCUUGGCUAUUGAUUGGCGAACUAUUUCCACUGGAGUACCGCGGCCUCGGCUCCAGCAUUAGCACGAGCUUCAGUUACUUUUGCGCGUUUUUCGGGAUCAAGCUCUUUAUGGACUUCCAGCAGAGCCUCGGUCUACACGGAGCCUUUUGGUUCUACGCCGCCGUGGCGGUCUGCGGACUGUGCUUCGUAGUCUGCUGCGUGCCCGAGACGAAGGGCAAGCAGCUGGACGAGAUGAAUCCGGAUUAUGCGCAAGCACGGUAGUAUAAGGCCUCGC